Coregonus clupeaformis (lake whitefish) is the source of this 9614-nucleotide messenger RNA. RefSeq names its product multidrug resistance-associated protein 1-like. The record is from RefSeq and is a predicted model, not a curated record. NCBI's taxonomy places the organism in Eukaryota, Metazoa, Chordata, Actinopteri, Salmoniformes, Salmonidae. The transcript is spliced from 34 exons. Bases 95 to 4666 code for a protein of 1523 amino acids. Gene Ontology annotation, cellular component: basolateral plasma membrane. Gene Ontology annotation, biological process: glutathione transmembrane transport; xenobiotic transport. Gene Ontology annotation, molecular function: glutathione transmembrane transporter activity; ATP binding; ABC-type xenobiotic transporter activity.
UACAGGAGGACCAACAGAAGUGUGCUUAUGAAACCAAAGCAAAGCGGUAGCUCCGUUAACCAAAAUUAUCAGAGGAGAACUUGAACAACCUCGAAUGGGUUUGGACAAGUUCUGCAGUGCGGACGGUUCCGACCCGUUUUGGGAUUGGAACCGUACGUGGCACGCGGGGAACCCAGACCUGACCCACUGCUUUCAGAACACAGUGCUGGUAUGGGUCCCCUGUCUCUACCUCUGGCUCUGUGCCCCAAUCUAUUUCCUGUACCUCAAAAGCCAUGACCGGGGGUACAUAUGCAUGACCCACCUCAACAGAGCCAAAACCGCAGUAGGUUUUCUCCUGUGGGUCGUCUGCUGGGCAGAUGUGUUCUACUCUUUCUGGGAAAGAAGCCAACAUGACAGCAGUGCCUCCUCCUCCACCCAGGCACCUGUUUAUCUGGUCAGCCCCACCAUGCUCGGCAUCACUAUGCUUUUGGCCACCCUCCUGACCCAGUAUGAGAGGUUAAAAGGAGUCCAGUCUUCAGGGGUGAUGCUCAACUUCUGGCUGGUGGCCGUCCUCUGUGCUACCAUCACAUUCAGAUCCAAGAUCAUACAAGCCAUCAACGAGCCAUGGACGGUGUGUGUGUUCAGAUACACAACUUUCUACAGCUACUACACUCUACUGCUAAUCUCUCUGUUCCUGUCAGCCCUCUCAGACCAGCCUCCUCUCUUCUCAGAGGCGUCCAGAGACACCAAUCCCUGUCCUGAGAUCGGAGCUUCCUUUCUGUCCAGAAUCAGCUUCUGGUGGAUCACUGGUAUGAUAGUAACAGGUUAUAAGCGUCCGUUAGAACAGAAGGAUCUGUGGUGUCUGAACUCAGAGGACCGCUCCCAGAGGGUCGUCCCUCAGCUCGUACGACGCUGGAACAACGAGUGCCUAAAGGUCAAAAGACCGGAGGAGAAGACUCUGUACUCCCCUAAGAAGGCUCCUCGGGGAGAGAGGAAGGAGGGUGUCCCCAUAGAGGAGUCAGAGAUCCUGAUUAUCAAGACCCACCAGAAGACUAGAGAACCCUCUCUGUUCUGGGCCCUCUGUCUCACCUUCGGACCCUACUUCCUCAUCUCUUCACUCUACAAGAUCAUCCAGGACAUUCUCAUGUUUGUGGGGCCUGAGAUACUCAGGUUGCUGAUCCGGUUUGUGAACGACUCUAGCGCCCCCUCUUGGCAGGGCUACUUCUACACCGCGCUGUUGUUCGUCUGUACCUGCUUCCAGACCCUCAUCCUGCAGAAGUACUUCCAUGUCUGCUUCGUCACGGGAAUGAGGCUACGCACUGCUAUAGUAGGAGCUGUCUACAGGAAGGCUCUGGUGAUCAGUAACGCAGCGCGGCGUACGUCUACAGUGGGAGAGAUCGUCAACCUGAUGUCGGUCGACGCCCAGCGCUUCAUGGACCUCAUCACCUACAUCAACAUGAUCUGGUCUGCUCCUCUACAGGUCAUACUGGCCCUGUACUUCCUGUGGCAGAACCUGGGUCCGUCGGUGCUGGCUGGCGUGGCUGUAAUGGUUCUGAUGGUGCCAAUCAACGGUGUGAUCGCCAUGAAGACCAAAACAUACCAGGUAGCUCAGAUGAAGAGUAAAGACAACCGCAUCAAGCUGAUGAAUGAGGUUCUCAACGGCAUCAAGGUGUUGAAGCUGUAUGCGUGGGAGCUGGCCUUCAAAGACAAGGUGUCAGCCAUCAGAGAGAGCGAGCUACGUGUCCUCAAGAAGGCUGCUUACCUGGGGGCAAUAUCCACCUUUACCUGGGUCUGUGCUCCCUUUCUGGUGGCACUGUCUACAUUCACAGUGUAUGUGAUGAUAGAUGAGAGGAACGUGCUGGAUGCUCAGAAGGCGUUUGUGUCUCUGGCUCUGUUCAACAUCCUGCGUUUCCCCCUCAACAUGCUGCCUAUGGUCAUCAGCAGCAUGGUCCAGGCUAGUGUUUCUAUGAAGCGUCUGUGUGUGUUUCUGUCUCAUGAGGAACUGCAGGAGGACAAUGUGGAGCGCAGGGCCGUAGCGGGCUGCUCAGACAGUAUCUCCAUUGAGGACGGGGUGUUCAGCUGGUCUAGAAACGACGCCCCCAUUCUGAAGAGGUUGAGUGUACGUAUCCCAGAUGGGUCUCUGGUAGCUGUGGUGGGACACGUUGGCUCAGGGAAAUCCUCUCUGCUCUCUGCUCUGCUGGGGGAGAUGGAGAAACUGGAGGGAUCUGUCUCUGUCAAGGGUUCUGUGGCCUAUGUACCACAGCAGGCGUGGAUCCAGAAUGCCACACUGAAAGACAACAUAGUGUUUGGUCAGGAGAGGAAGGAGAGCUGGUACCACAGAGUGGUGGAGGCCUGCGCCCUGCUGCCAGACCUGGAGAUCCUGCCUGCUGGAGAUGGCACUGAGAUCGGGGAGAAGGGUGUGAACCUGUCAGGGGGUCAGAAGCAGAGGGUCAGUCUGGCCAGGGCGGUCUACUGCGACUGUGCUGUCUAUCUAUUGGACGAUCCUCUGUCGGCGGUCGACGCCCACGUGGGCAAGCACAUCUUCGAGAAGGUUGUCGGGCCCCAGGGCGUCCUGAAGGACAGGACUCGUGUCCUGGUGACCCACGGUCUGAGCUUCCUGCCCCAGGCAGAUCUGAUCCUGGUGAUGGUGGAGGGAGAGAUCACUGAGAUGGGCUCCUACCUGGAGCUGAUGGCACGUGACGGGGCCUUCGCUGAGUUUCUCAGGACGUAUGCAAACAAAGAGCAGGAAGAUGACGAAUCAGAAGAGGGGAGGGAGGAGGAAGAGGAUACUGAAGACUCUGCACCAAAGAAAGGACUGGAGAAUGGACUUCCUGCUGCUGUUAUUGGUCAGAACCAUACCAGUACAUCAGCAUUGAGGACAGAAGGAGAGGUCCUGGGGAAGAAGGCCAAGAACGCUGAGGUGGGGAGAAUCACUGAGGCUGACAAGGCCAACACCGGACGGGUGAAGUUGUCAGUAUUCUGGGAGUAUAUGAAGGCUAUAGGUGUAGUGUUGUCCUGUAUCAGUAUCUUCCUGUUCUUCAGUCACCACUUCGCCUCUCUCUUCUCUAACUACUGGCUCAGUCUGUGGACUGACGACCCAGUCAUCAACGGAACCCAGCCCAACAGAGAGAUGAGACUGGGGGUGUACGGAGCUCUGGGGGUCUCACAGGGCAUAGCUGUGUUCUGCUACUCCAUCUCUGUCUCUAUGGGUGGUAUAUUGGCUUCACGCUACCUCCACCAGUCCAUGCUGUACAACGUACUGCGCUCCCCCAUGUCCUUCUUCGAGCGCACCCCCAGCGGUAACCUGGUGAACCGCUUCGCUAAGGAGACAGACACCAUCGACUCUGUCAUCCCAAGUAUCAUUAAGAUGUUCAUGGGCUCCAUGUUCAACGUAGUAGGAUCCUGUGUGGUUAUACUGAUCGCUACUCCGCUGGUGGCUAUUAUCAUACCUCCCCUGGGAAUACUCUACUUCUUUGUCCAGCGUUUCUACGUGGCGUCGUCUCGUCAGUUGAAGCGUCUGGAGUCAGUCAGUCGUUCCCCGGUCUACACACACUUCAACGAGACGUUGCUAGGGACCAGCGUCAUCAGAGCCUUUGGGGAGCAGGAACGCUUCAUCAGGGAGAGCGAUGGUCGAGUUGACCACAACCAGAAAGCAUACUACCCCAGCAUCGUAGCCAACCGGUGGCUGGCGGUGCGUCUGGAGUUUGUAGGGAACUGUAUCGUAAUGUUUGCUGCUCUGUUUGCUGUGAUGGCUAGAGAGAGCCUCAGCCCUGGGAUCAUGGGCCUGUCCAUCUCAUAUGCACUACAGCUGACAGCCUCUCUGACCUGGCUAGUGAGGAUGUCUUCAGAUCUGGAAACCAACAUCGUGGCCGUGGAGAGAGUCAAGGAGUACGAAGACACAGAGAAAGAGGCGGACUGGAGACAUGACCCAUCAUCUCUGCCUCCAGGCUGGCCCACAGCAGGCAACAUAGACAUCAGAGGGUUUGGUCUGAGAUACAGAGAGGACCAGGAACUGGCCGUACGCAACAUCACCGUAGCCAUCCACGGAGGAGAGAAGGUGGGUAUAGUAGGUCGUACAGGAGCAGGGAAGUCGUCUCUGACUCUAGGAUUGUUCCGCAUCAUCGAGGCGUGUGAGGGAGAGAUUCAUAUAGACGGAGUUAACAUCGCUACGCUGGGCCUACAUGAGCUACGCUCCAGGAUCACCAUCAUACCUCAGGACCCAGUGUUGUUCUCCGGCUCUCUGAGGAUGAAUCUGGACCCCUUCGAUGGCUACUCUGAUGAGGAGGUGUGGAGAGCCCUGGAGCUCUCCCAUCUCAAGAGCUUUGUGUCGGGCCUGCCGGACAAACUCAACCACGAGUGUUCUGAGGGAGGAGAGAACCUCAGUCUGGGUCAGCGCCAGCUGGUGUGUCUGGCCCGAGCCCUCCUGAGGAAGACUAAGAUCCUGGUUCUGGAUGAGGCCACAGCUGCUGUGGACCUGGAGACAGACAACCUGAUCCAGUCCACCAUCAGAACUCAGUUUGAUGACUGCACUGUCCUGACCAUCGCACACAGACUCAAUACUAUCAUGGACUACACCAGAGUGCUGGUUCUGGAUAAAGGGGAGAUGGCAGAGUUUGACUCUCCCUCCACUCUCAUCACCAAGAGAGGAAUCUUCUACAAGAUGGCUAAAGACUCUGGACUGGUCUGAGGGGCGGAUGGGAGUGGACAGGAAUUUAAAGACUACAUCCCUCCUUACAGAGCACUCCUCCUCCGAUCCCCUCGUGAGAGAGUUCAAGGAUUUCAAUGUUUCUGACUGUUAAGUGUGUGCAAAUUAUGGGAGCACUCUACCUCCACUUCUUCCCUACUCCCUCCACCCCUCCCUCUACUACAGAAUGUGUAAAGGAUUCACUCCACCUCUCUACCUCCUCUCCAUUCCCCCACCCAUCCUUCCACCCCUCCCUCUACUUCUCCCUCCACCCCUCCCUCUACUACAGAAUGUGUAAAGGAUUCACUCCACCUCUCUACCUCCUCUCCAUUCCCCCACCCAUCCUUCCACCCCUCCCUCUUCUUCUCCCUCCACCCCUCCCCCUACUACAGGAUGUGUAAAGGAUUCACUCCACCUCUCUACCUCCUCUCCAUCCCCCCACCCAUCCUUCCACCCCUCCCUCCCCCUACUACAGGAUGUGUAAAGGAUUCACUCCACUGAACCUGAUGCUGCUGCUUCUAAAGGACAAAUCCCUUCCAACAACUGUUACUGUUUCUCCUCCCUCCAUUCCUCCCCCAUCCCUCCCUCAACUAAAGACUUCUCCAAGACAAAUCCCUUCCAACAACUGUUACUGUUUCUCCUCCCUCCAUUCCUCCCCCCAUCCCUCCCUCAACUAAAGACUUCUCCAAGACAAAUCCCUUCCAACAACUGUUACUGUUUCUUCAACUCUCCUUAAACGGGCGUCUGGAUGUUUUCAAGAUUCCCUUCAUCUUGCAGAAUUUGUCCGCUCCGGUUUGCCGUUGUGGGAAGUCAGAUGUUCGGUCAGAAGGCCAUCUGAUCUGCUCUGUCAAACAGACUCAGAAUACCACCUACAUAAAACAAAACAAAAACAUCUAAAUGGGCGUUUUCUGCUUUUGAAGAUGUACUCUGUUAAGAGACUAUAAAAGCGUCCAUCUUGUUUCGUGUCUCUGCCCCAGUUUGCCUUUAUUGCCAUCAGAGGGUUGGAAAGACGUUCCCUCCGAAGGAACCAGAAUAUUCUGAAAGUUCAAUCCAAUGGAACUGGAAUGUUCUGAAUUGUUCCCUCCAACGGAACUGGAAUGUUCUCAUCUGUUCUUUCCAACGGAACCGGCAUGCUCUGAUCUGUUCCCUUCAACAGAAACGGGUGGACUAUGUUGAAUAUUUAUUUGACAGACAGUGCAAUGUUAUCCCCACAGGAAGUGAGUGAAUGGAUAUCUGUCCAAUCACAGACGCCGGCUGGAGUAACCUGUCCAAUCCGAGUCAGAUCCCGCCCCCCUUUACGUUGAGUAGUGGUAAAAGAGAGCGAGGUCACGCCCCCUUGACCUCUGCCUGGGUGGCCUUUGACCCUUGAUCUCUCAGACGCUGCUUUCCAUAGUGCCAUACCUCAAACGCCAUCCUACACCCCAUGUAGUGCCCUUCUCUUGACCCCCCAGCCCUGUGUGGCAGCCUGCUCAAAAGUAGUGCACUAGAUAGGGAAUAGGGUGUUGUCAUUUGAGAGGCGGCCAUAGAUGAAGACUUGUCCUUAGUGCUGGGUUUGUUACUAGGCCACCUGAGAGCCUUGGAGCCAAAUGCACGGUCCCAAACCAAGCCCUAGCCCUUACACAUAGACACUUCUCAUAGAAACUAGCCUGUUUAGACCCCUGAGAGAGUGCUAGGGGAAGCUUCUAUGGUACGUCCCAAAUGGCACCCUAUUCCCUAUAUAGUGCACUACUUUUGACCAGGGCCCUGAUCAAAAGUAGUGCACUAUUAUUAGUGCAUUUCUACUGAGGAUUUACCCCGGUGCUUGACCUAAAAGCCUCCGACUUUUGUUUCCUCCUCCACAGGGAAUAGGGUGCCAUUUGAGACUAAACUUAUAUUGCUUAAACCCAUCCAAACCUUGUAAGGUCUAGGGGAGAAGUGUCUAGGGGUAGGAGCUAGGGGCUGGUUUGGGACUGAGCCAAAGUAUAUUUAUUUUAGUGUACUUAUGACUUUCUCUCAGGUGUGUGGUGCUCUUAGAGAUGACUAGGUAAGGCAAGGGCCCGUUCCAAUAUCUACUGAACACACCCUUUUCUCCUUUAUAACCUUCCUUCCUUUCCUCCACGUACAAAUCAGUUGGGGCAAAACUCUACUGACAUCUUAUUCCCUAUAUAGUGUGCUCUGGUUAAUAGUAGUACACUAUAUAUAGGGGAAUGAAUAGGGUGUCAUUUGAGAUGCUGUAUAGUGAGUGAUAACGUCAGGGUAGGAAUCAAUGAGGGAAGGAAGGAGACGUAUUUAAAGUGUUGGAACUGGGCCCAAGCCUUCUAGCCCUCUGCAGAGCCACAGUCAUGUUGUCUGUAACCUAAAACUAGCCUGACUAACCUAGGGAGAGAUGUGUUGUCUGUAACCUAUAACUAGCCUGACUAGCCUAGGGAGAGACAUGUUGUCUGUAACCUAUAACUAGCCUGACUAGCCUAGGGAGAGACGUGUUGUCUGUAACCUUUAACUAGCCUGACUAGCCUUUGGAGAGACAUGUUGUCUGUAACCUAUAACUAGCCUGACUAGCCUAGGGAGAGACAUGUUGUCUGUAACCUAUAACUAGCCUGACUAGCCUAGGGAGAGACGUGUUGUCUGUAACCUUUAACUAGCCUGACUAGCCUUUGGAGAGACGUGUUGUCUGUAACCUAUAACUAGCCUGACUAGCCUUUGGAGAGACAUGUUGUCUGUAACCUAUAACUAGCCUGACUAGCCUAGGGAGAGACGUGUUGUCUGUAACCUAUAACUAGCCUGACUAGCCUAGGGAGAGACCUGGCUGGCUUUAAACCUGUUUAUUUAAAUGAAUGUAAAACAUUACUUCAUAGUUGCCACAUUAUUAUAUCAUUCUGGUUGCAUCCCAAAUGGCACCCUAUUCCCUACAUAGUGCACUACUUUUGGCCAGGGCCCAUAGGACUCUGGUCAAAUGUAGUGCACUAUAGGGAAUAGGGUACCAUUUGGGCCAAACAUAGGAUCAUUUGACUGUAGCCUGCUACGUUCAGCAGAGACCACUUUCUCCUUAUUGGCAUUUUAUCUGUUGGUUAGUAGGUGUUAUUAUAUGAUUUAACCUCUGGAGCCCAAAAGGUGUUAGUCAGACUGAUCAGCAAGUCUCAAUACGGUGUUGGGUUAGUCAGGCUGAUCAGCAAGUCUCAAUACGGUGUUGGGUUAGUCAGACUGAUCAGCAAGUCUCAAUAAGGUGUUGGGUUAGUCAGACUGAUCAGCAAGUCUCAAUACGGUGUUGGGUUAGUCAGGCUGAUCAGCAAGUCUCAAUACGGUGUUGGGUUAGUCAGACUGAUCAGCAAGUCUCAAUACGGUGUUGGGUUAGUCAGGCUGAUCAGCAAGUCUCAAUACGGUGUUGGGUUAGUCAGACUGAUCAGCAAGUCUCAAUACGGUGUUGGGUUAGUCAGGCUGAUCAGCAAGUCUCAAUAAGGUGUUGGGUUAGUCAGACUGAUCAGCAAGUCUCAAUACGGUGUUGGGUUAGUCAGACUGAUCAGCAAGUCUCAAUAAGGGGUUGGGUUAGUCAGACUGAUCAGCAAGUCUCAAUAAGGGGUUGGGUUAGUCAAACUAAUCAGCAAGUCUCAAUUAGGGGUUGGGUUAGUCAGACUGAUCAGCAAGUCUCAAUAAGGGGUUGGGUUAGUCAAACUGAUCAGCAAGUCUCAAUUAGGGGUUGGGUUAGUCAGACUGAUCAGCAAGUCUCAAUAAGGGGUUGGGUUAGUCAAACUGAUCAGCAAGUCUCAAUUAGGGGUUGGGUUAGUCAGACUGAUCAGCAAGUCUCAAUACGGGGUUGGGUUAGUCAGACUGAUCAGAAAGUCUCAAUACGGUGUUGGGUUAGUCAGACUGAUCAGCAAGUCUCAAUAAGGGGCUGGGUUAGUCAGACUGAACAGCAAGUCUCAAUAAGGGGUUGGGUUAGUCAGACUGAUCAGCAAGUCUCAAUAAGGGGUUGGGUUAGUCAGACUGAUCAGCAAGUCUCAAUAAGGGGUUGGGUUAGUCAGACUGAUCAGCAAGUCUCAAUAAGGGGUUGGGUUAGUCAGACUGAUCAGCAAGUCUCAAGCCUCAAACACCUUAGUAAUAUAUUCUGUCUAUGGGACUCAUGUAACAGAUUUCCACUAGGGUAGCGUCCCAAAUAGGCACCCUAUUCCCUAUAUAGUGCACUACUUUUGACCAGGGUCCAUAUGGAGGGAAUAGCGUACCAUUUGGGAUGCAGCUCAUCACUUGGAUAUCCAGUGACUACAGCAGGUGUGUGUGUUCUCUGAAAACCAAGCCAGUAGCAGCCUACUAGGCCUAGGCUUUGAUGUCGCUUACCUUGUGGCGUUACUUUUUAUUUUAUUUUAGCCUUGGUAGGGCUUAUUUUAUGUAAAUCAAAGAGACGUGCUUUUGUUGGUCUGUUGAGUAUAAGGUGGUGUCCCAAAUAGCAUCCUGUACCCUAGCUAGUGCACUACUAUGUGCCCUAUUCUCUGUGUAGUGCACUACAAAUGGAAUAAAGGUGCCAUUUGGGACAGAACCAAUCGCAGAACAUCUGCUGUUAAACCAUUGACAGAGUAGAUAACUGUGCUGUUACAUAUUUAUAUCAUUUGUAAGUAUGACACGGUGCAUAACUGUGCUGUUACAUAUUUAUAUCAUUUGUAUGUAUGACACGGUGCAUAACUGUGCUGUUACAUAUUUAUAUCAUUUGUAAGUAUGACAUGAUGCAUAACUGUGCUGUUACAUAUUUAUAUCAUUUGUAAGUAUGACAUGGUGCAUAACUGUGCUCUUACAUAUUUAUAUCAUUUGUAAGUAUGACAUGGUGCAUAACUGUGCUCUUACAUAUUUAUAUCAUUUGUAAGUAUGCAUGUUAUAAUUAUUUGAUAUUUGUAUACAUGCACUAGUUUUUAAGUGUGCGUUACUUUUUCGUAACAUGAAUCAAACUGAUGUGUAAAAGAGAGAAAAAAUAAAGUACUUUUUUUUU